AUGGUUUGCUUCUCGAUCUCUUUCAACCGAGCGUCGUUCUUCUCAGCAGCCGCCCCUUGCACUUCAUCUAUACCAGACUUCGCCUUGAUUAGGCCCGGCGUAGCGAUGGAUAGUUCAUUAGACGAGAAAAACAUCCACAGGCCUAUGAUUCCUAAUGCUGCAACUAUUCUGAUGGCAUGGCUUCUUUUGACUAUCUGUUUCAUCCCUUCGUUCCUUGCACAAUCUGUCCAGACUUUCCUCUUUACAAAUCACCAGCCUUCCCGUCUUCUUGUCUUCAUCACCCACGUUUAUUGUUUAAUGAUAAAGCCUUUUGUCCUUUAUUUUUGGUUCCUUUUCCCGCUUCGUUUACCCGGUGGUUAA
Messenger RNA from Saccharomyces cerevisiae S288C, 360 nucleotides. RefSeq names its product Irc16p (gene IRC16). The record is from RefSeq and is marked reviewed. Bases 1 to 360 code for a protein of 119 amino acids. The transcript has a single exon. Gene Ontology annotation, cellular component: membrane. NCBI's taxonomy places the organism in Eukaryota, Fungi, Ascomycota, Saccharomycetes, Saccharomycetales, Saccharomycetaceae.